This is a messenger RNA of Paramacrobiotus metropolitanus, 1367 nucleotides long. RefSeq lists its product as uncharacterized. The transcript is spliced from 6 exons. Lineage: Eukaryota; Metazoa; Tardigrada; Eutardigrada; Parachela; Macrobiotidae. The record is from RefSeq and is a predicted model, not a curated record. Bases 141 to 1304 code for a protein of 387 amino acids.
CUCUCGACAUUCCGCAAAACAAUCAGUUUUGCUUUUCUGACAGAAUCAGCUUAAGUUAAUCAGUUUUGCUUAAAUUCGUGUUAAGAGGUUUAAUAUUUUAAUUUCAGUCUGUUUGUGAAUCUUUAAGGGCUGUUUGAAAAAUGUACUCCGUAAAUCGAGCAGUUGCUUCUCAGUCCCUAAAAGCAGUGUGUGCAGCAAGAUUCGCCCCUUCUAACACCCCGGGACGACAUGGUGCUGCAUCCGAUCAAUCGAAGCAGAGGCACGGUAGUCAGAACACAAUCAAUGAGCCUGGGCGUCCUCCCCUGCCUGCCCAAAGCUCUUCUUCCGUUAGUCAAAGUUGUCCAGAGAAACUGCCUCAAGAGCAACACAGGACGAUUGAAACAGGCCGCGAAUCACAGUCGCGGAAACUGGCCCAGACAGGUGUCAUCUACGAGAUGCAAUCACAUACUGUGAGGCCGGACCAGCGGACGGAAUACAUAAACACUCACUGUGGGGAGGUUGUGAAGGCGGCUCUGAAGAACCAAAAAGUCAAGAGCAAUCUAGUCGGAAGCUGGAUGGUCGAGGCUUCGAUGACUGGUGGAAAGUUCCUCUCUUGUCCGGUUUCGCCACUGCAGAUAAGUGCAAGGUACUUGCACAAGCUGCCAACCUCAAAGGGAGUCACCCGCCCGUCCAACGGAACGUGCGAAUUGUGCAAUGCCGACUACGCACACCUGAUGGAUCUCUUCAAGUUUUUCGACAACGCAAAGGAGGAAGAAAUUAGAUUCGAAGCGAAAUUGUACGAGUUUCUAAUGUUGCUGCUGCAGUUCACUGUGCCCAAAGGACUUCACGAUACGCCCCAAGGCGUAAUAUCCUCUGCGGCGAAGAACAAGAGGAAAAUUCCGGAUAGCUUGAUCGAAAUGGCGGCCAAAGAAGGGCCAGUUCCUCCGAACCUGGAAAAGGAGCGUUUCAUCCUAAUGUGUUGUGAAGUGAAAUUUAAGAAAUACGAUCAAGAAAAAGCUGCUUCGCAGCUCUUGGAGCAACUGGAUGAGUGCUUCAAGUCCGGGCGUGCGUCACCAGUAGGUGUAUACGGAUUUGCCAUGUGGAAUCUGCACGGAAAACUCUUCUUUAAAGAAAGUCUGAAGGCUCCUGCUAAGGAAAUUACAAUUUGGAAACAUAUCAUUGACAGCAACAUCCCCAGUGUCAUAAACGCAGUAUUGAAGGAGGUGCGUCGGCUGACGAUUGAGCACUUAGAAGCGCAGUACAGGCAGCCGGCAGGGGCUAAAAUGUUGCAGGCCAGUAAUGGAAAGGGCGCUUCUAAAGGUUGAGGAUAUAACGAUUGCCCCCCGUGGCGAAGUCCCUUUUUUACAAUUUGGAUUUUGUUGUAAGCU